AUGGCAACCACCGCUGCUAAUGCUUCCGUGUACGGAGGAGACGAAAUCAACGCCAUAGUGUUGGACCCAGGCUCGUUCCACACGCGUAUUGGUUAUGCCGGAGACGAUUUCCCCAAGGUUAUCACCCCCUCAUAUUACGCAGUAGAUGCCAACGAUACAACAACAACCCCUAAAAGAAUCUUUGGAGAACUGAUCAAUGUGCCGCGGGCAAACCAUGACAUCCGCCCCAUUCUCACCGACUCCGUGAUUACCGAUUGGGACGCGGCUAUCGCUCAAUACACACAAUAUUUUGAAACUGAUUUGAAGAUUGAUUACAGUGAUCAACCACUCUUGGUCACUGAACCGGUAUGGACUAAUACAAAGUAUCGGAAACAAUUGGUAGAAACCUUUUAUGAACUGUUUGGGUUUUCUGCGUUGUACCUCGCACGUGCCCCAACCUGUAUUUCCUUCCAACAAGGCCGUCCAAAUUGUCUUGUAGUUGACAUUGGUCAUGACUCUGUGAGUGUGACACCUGUCAUUGAUGGGAUAUCGUUACUCAAGAACUCUAUGCGUACUCAUUACGCAGGCAAAUUUUUAAGUGACCAAUUCCAAGAUGUAUUGAGUUCAAGCAGAGGUAAUCAACUUGCCAUUGAACCAACGUAUAAAAUCAAAUCCAAGAUCCCCACGGUUUACCCAGCUGAGGCUCAAUACACUGUAAGAGACAAUCUUCCAGAAAAUAUCACCACUCUGUAUGAAGAAUACCAACGACAACGGAUUUUCCAAGAACUUAAGGAGACUCUUUUGGAGGCACCAGAAAAGAAAAUGGUUAGUAAUAACGUUACUCAUAACACCACAGUUAAGGAGAUGUAUAAACAAGAUUCCCAUAAGAGAAUGUUUGAAUUCCCCACGGGUCAAUCGGUGGAACUUUCAGUGGAAAGAUUCCAAGUUGCCGAUUCAAUUUUCGAACCUCAAAGUUAUAAAUUUAAAGAUGAAACAUUGGCAGCAAAGUAUCCACCAGACAAUGGUGUACUUGACUUUAAAGGUGGGUAUGAAGAUUACAAGCCUUUGAAGAGAGCAAGAAAGGCUGAGCUGGCCCAAUCAACCCCACCACCUUCCGAGGCAGCUAAUGGAGGUGCCACCCUCAAACACAAAAAGGCUAGUGGAAGCAAUGCUCCACAAAUCAGAGGUCUCAGUCAACUUAUCACGCAAACAUUGACCAGUGUCGACAUUGAUUUGAGAUCAUCUGUAGCACACAAUGUGAUUGUGACCGGGUCUACAUCAUUGAUUCCACAACUUACAGAAAGACUUUAUGGAGAGCUUCUGAACAUGAACCCUGGAUUGAAGAUCAGAUUACAUGCCACCGGUAAUUCCACUGAAAGAUUCAAUCAAACCUGGAUUGGUGGGAGUGUUUUGGCUUCUUUGGGAUCAUUCCACCAAAUGUGGGUGAGUAAAGAAGAGUACGAGGAGGCUGGUACAGACCGUAUUUUAAGCCAAAGGUUUAGAUAG
This is a messenger RNA of [Candida] anglica, 1485 nucleotides long. Lineage: Eukaryota; Fungi; Ascomycota; Pichiomycetes; Serinales; Debaryomycetaceae. The record is from the annotation of a GenBank genome assembly.